UCACGCUUCCGACGGCUUCGACGACGGCGGCAAGCAUCCGCGAGCGCGGCAGCCGCGUCGCGGAAUCCGUCAAUUCCGCGUCGCCCCCGUCUGCCUCCGACCUACCCACCCCGCAACCGGUGGAAGGGGGGCGCCAUGAAGAAGUCGUUCUGCUUCCGCGGCUCCGCUGCGAAGAGGGCAGGGCGGACGCCGAUGGCGGACUGGUGCGUCUUCUGCGACAUCGCCCGCCGCGCCCCCGCUUCCACCACCGCCCUCCUCUACUCCGAUGACAAGGUCGUCGCGUUCCAGGACAUCAAUCCGUCGGCCUUCAGGCACUAUCUUGUCAUACCCAUCGAGCAUAUACCAACUGUAAAAAAUCUCCAAAGAACCAACGAAGAUCACCAGUUAGUUAGUCACAUGGUAAAGGUGGGAAAAGAUUUACUCAGUCAAGAUGCUCCCGAAUCCGAGGAACAUAGAUUUGGUUUUCAUCAGCCACCAUUUAAUAGUAUUGAUCACCUCCAUCUUCACUGCCUGGCACUGCCAUUUAUACCCAGUUGGAGGCAAGUAAAAUAUACGCCAUUGGGUCCCCUAGGGGGCUUUAUUGAUGUUGAGAAGCUAUUGGAAAAAAUAAAACCAGAAACAGAAGUUUACAGUCAAUAAAAGCAUUUAGACUGGUACUGGCUAUUCUUGCUUAUUAACAUUCUUCUACUUUUUAGUUGCACUAUCAUUUGUAUGUGGUCUGUAUCCCUAUUACUAUUCUGGGAUCACUGUAAAUUCCAAAGACUUUGUCUGAAAUGCUAUACUUAAUUGACAUGAACAUCCAUGGAAGUUCAACUCCAA
Messenger RNA from Hordeum vulgare subsp. vulgare (domesticated barley), 819 nucleotides. RefSeq names its product bifunctional adenosine 5'-phosphosulfate phosphorylase/adenylylsulfatase HINT4. The transcript has 6 exons. The record is from RefSeq and is a predicted model, not a curated record. The coding region runs from base 136 to 639 and encodes 167 amino acids. NCBI's taxonomy places the organism in Eukaryota, Viridiplantae, Streptophyta, Magnoliopsida, Poales, Poaceae. Gene Ontology annotation, molecular function: catalytic activity.